AUGGCACUUUCCCCCUCAGUUACACAUGCCUUACCAGCCGUCACAUUGUCCUCCCGUGAAGCAGCGAAGUUGAAGGAUCCUCUCUCCCAGUCAUCUGCUAAAAGAGAAGAUUCUACUCCUGCACCUCAACCAAAUGUUGAUCGCGAGCUGACAGAGCUCUUGAAUGAUGAUAUUCGACAAAAAUACUAUAAAGAUAAGAAGCUUGGUGAGGGUACCUAUGCCGUUGUAUACCUUGGGCAUCUUCGAAAGGAUCCAUCAUCCCUCGUUGCCAUCAAGAAAAUCAAAAUUAACGCUGAAUACAAGGAUGGACUUUCCAUGGACGCCAUUCGUGAAGUUAAGUAUCUGCAAGAGUUGUCGCAUCCUAAUAUAAUAGCACUUCACGAUGUUUUCUCUUCCAAAGAUCAAAAUCUCAAUCUAGUCCUGGAAUAUCUGCCGCGGGGAGAUUUGGAGAUGCUCAUCAAAGAUGAGAAUAUCCAUUACGGUGCUGCCGAUGUGAAGGCCUGGAUGGGAAUGCUCUCUCGGGGAGUCUGGUUCUGCCAUGAGAAUUUCGUGCUUCAUCGGGACAUCAAGCCAAAUAAUCUCCUUAUUGCUAGUGAUGGGGAGGUUAAGCUGGCUGAUUUUGGUUUGGCUAGAUCCUUUGCUGACCCAUACCUUAACAUGACAUACCAGGUCAUUACUCGUUGGUAUCGACCUCCCGAGUUGCUAUAUGGUGCUCGUCAUUAUUCCGGUGCUGUUGAUGUGUGGUCCAUGGGAAUGGUCUUUGCUGAGCUUCUCCUCAGAGUUCCAUUUGUUGCCGGAAACUCCGAUCUUGACCAAAUCUCGAAAAUAUGCGAAGCUUUUGGCACGCCGACAGAGGAGAACUGGCCGGGUGUCAGUAGACUUCCCAACUAUAUUCCUUCGGACAAUCGCAACAUUGUUCCCUUACAGGGUCGUGAUUUCUUCUUAAGACAAUUUCCCACUGCCGGCCCAAUCGGCGCGGAUUUGCUCAUGUCAAUGUGCACGCUGGAUCCGAGAAAGCGGAGCACAGCCUGCCAAGUUUUACAACACGGUUGGUGGUCAACGGAACCAAGGCCCACUGCUAAAAGCGACCUCCCUCGAAAAUCAGGUGGAGUCAAGAAGAUGGGCGAUGAUCUUACUAGGCGAGGCGGGGAUAUUGACGAUGCCGCAUUCAAGAAUGCGGCAAGACAGCUUGAUUUCUCCGCGAUCAGCCACUGA
Molecule: messenger RNA, 1215 nt
Organism: Aspergillus clavatus NRRL 1
Lineage: Eukaryota; Fungi; Ascomycota; Eurotiomycetes; Eurotiales; Aspergillaceae
Gene: kin28
Product: TFIIH complex serine/threonine-protein kinase subunit KIN28
Exons: 2
Coding region: 1-1215 (404 amino acids)
Biological process (GO): protein phosphorylation; positive regulation of transcription by RNA polymerase II
Cellular component (GO): transcription factor TFIIK complex; cytoplasm; transcription factor TFIIH holo complex
Molecular function (GO): cyclin-dependent protein serine/threonine kinase activity; RNA polymerase II CTD heptapeptide repeat kinase activity; ATP binding
Source: RefSeq, a predicted model, not a curated record